ACGUCAUUGGAACUCUUAUGUUCGUCCAUUGUAUCUUUUCAGCCGAACAGAACAUACAUAGUACCAUCUUGCAUCUCUUCACGUUUCCGCGUUAAACCAUGUCGUCCAAGCCUCAAGUUGUUCUGGUCGUCGGCGGAACCUCCGGAAUCGGGUAUGCAAUAACGCAAACCAUACUUUCGGGCCCAUAUCUCCCGCUCAACACCAAAGUAAUAGCAUUUGGCCUCAUCGACUCGAGUAUAAAACUCGAGUUUACCAAGCAGCAAAGGGAGCGACUGCGCAUUGUCGAGGGCGAUGUGACUGUGGCUGAAGACCGUGAGUUGGCGGUGCGAACAUGCUUCAAUGUGUUUGGUGGCCUGGACACAUUAGUCUACUGCGCGGGCAUUAUUACGCCCAUCCAAAGACUGGAAAAGUUGGAUAUUGAGGCUACAAAGCAGAGUUUUGACGUUAAUGUUUUUGGGGCUAUGAGUAUGGUUCAGCUUGUCCUCCCACAUCUCCGUGCUUCCAAGGCAUCCCAUCCACAUAACUAUGGCCGGGGAAAAGUCAUUGUCCUUUCUUCAGCCUGCGAUAGUACAGUAUCGUAUCACGGCUGGAUGCCUUAUAGCACGACUAAAGCUGCACUCACACGCUUUAUUUCGUGUCUUGCACACGAAGAGCCUCUGCUCAGCGUCCAGGGUGUGUAUCCAAAGUUGACGCGGACGAAGAUGAUUGAUGGGCUGGUCGAAGGCAAGUACAGGGGAGUAAUGGCGGAUCAUGAGAUUGAGAGAUUUAGGAUUUGGGAUGAUAUGGGCGAUGAGAUGGUGGAGCCACCCGAGCUGUGUGGAGAUGCUGUUGCGAAGCUUGCGCUUGGGUUAUUUGAGGGUGGGAAGAGCGGAGAGACUUUGUAUUAUGAUGAGCAUGUUCCGAGCAAGAUUGCGGGAACCUGAUUAAGGUGAAAUUCUGGGGAAUUUUCUCUUCUUUUUCGAAGUAAAUUCAUGUGCCCACUU
Molecule: messenger RNA, 983 nt
Organism: Bipolaris maydis ATCC 48331
Lineage: Eukaryota; Fungi; Ascomycota; Dothideomycetes; Pleosporales; Pleosporaceae
Source: RefSeq, a predicted model, not a curated record